Molecule: messenger RNA, 1026 nt
Organism: Heterobasidion irregulare TC 32-1
Lineage: Eukaryota; Fungi; Basidiomycota; Agaricomycetes; Russulales; Bondarzewiaceae
Exons: 12
Coding region: 1-1026 (341 amino acids)
Cellular component (GO): membrane
Source: RefSeq, a predicted model, not a curated record
AUGGCCCCUGUGCACGCGCUCGACCCGUAUUACCUGGGUCUCGCGAUCCUUGUUACGACGGGGUAUCAGCUCUUAGGAUUUGCGAUCGCUUGGACUUUUCAGUUUGACAAGAUUACGGAUUUCACGGGAGGCGGGUGCUCAAACUUUCUCUUGUUAGCCCUGCUCACGCUGUUGAUCGGCAACACGUUCUACGUGCGCAAUGUGGUCGCGAGUGUCCUCGUCAUGGUGUGGGCAACGCGCUUGGCCGGGUUUUUGCUGUUCCGUGUAUUGAAGGUGGGGAGCGACGCGCGGUUUGACGAGAUCAGGUCGCAUUUUUUCAAGUUUUUCGCCUUCUGGAUCGGCCAAAUUGUCUGGGUGUGGACUGUUUCACUGCCUGUCAUCAUUCUCAACUCGCCCGCGGUGUCUGACCCUGCACGGGGCGGCGUGAACCCCGCUUUCGGCACGUCGAAAGAUAUCGCGGGGAUCGUUAUCUGGGCUCUUGGGUGGAUUGUGGAGACGGUCGCGGAUGCGCAGAAGUUUUAUUACAAGUCCACAAAGCCCCCGAGAAACCAGCCCAACACCUACGGUAUUUGGGCGUGGUCUCGUCAUCCACCAUACUUCGGAGAGAUCAUGUGUUGGUGGGGUAUCUGGAUCUUAACCAUUUCCCCGAGCACGAACGGCGCGCUGGCAGGCUCCGCAAAAGCUGCACAAUAUGGUUCCGUCGUAUCUCCGCUCUUCACCACACUGCUCCUCCUCUUCGGCUCAGGCGUCCCUACGGCUGAAAAGCCGUCUGCGCGCCGAUUCUACCUGAUGACCCACGGUCCCCGUGCGCCUGACGAGGGCGUUUCCGCGUGGACGGCGUACAAGGCUUAUCUGCGCUCUACCUCGCUCUUGGUCCCGCUUCCGCCUGCAUUGUACCGUCGCCUUCCGGAGAUCGUGAAGCGGACCGUGUUGUUGGAUUGGCCGAUCUACAGAUUCGACGAGAAGACGGACGGGCCGAGAGCCAUCGAGGAGGAAAGGAGAAAAUUAGGGGAGGGGCUAAGCUGA